Molecule: messenger RNA, 1890 nt
Organism: Microthlaspi erraticum
Lineage: Eukaryota; Viridiplantae; Streptophyta; Magnoliopsida; Brassicales; Brassicaceae
Source: the annotation of a GenBank genome assembly
AUGGCGGACGAAUCUCAAUACUCCUCCGACGCUUACUCCAACAAACGCAAAUACGAAGAGCAAACCGCUCCUCCACCUUCAACCCGAAGACCCACCGGCUUCUCUUCCGGCCCGAUCCCAUCUGCUUCUCCUGAUCUCACCGCCGCAGCCGCUCCUCCGUCUUCCUACAACAGCGUCCCUCCUCCGAUGGACGAAAUCCAGAUGGCUAAGCAGAAAGCACAGGAAAUCGCUGCUCGUCUCCUCAACAGCGCUGACGCGAAACGUCCUCGCGUCGACAAUGGUGCUUCUUACGAUUACGGCGACAAAGGGUUUAGCUCUUAUCCUUCGGAGGGUAAGCAGAUGUCGAACACGGCUCCAUCUUCGAUUCCUGUUUCGUAUGGUAGCUUCUCUGGGACUACUACGAAGAAGAUUGAUAUUCCAAACAUGAGAGUCGGAGUUAUCAUUGGUAAAGGUGGAGAAACGAUUAAGAAUCUUCAGCAAGAGUCAGGAGCUAAGAUUCAGGUUACUCGAGAUAUGGACGCAGAGCCUGGUGCUAAUACGAGGACUGUUGAUCUAACUGGCACACCAGCCCAGAUUGCAAAGGCCGAGCAGUUGAUCAGUGACGUCCUUCAAGAUGCUGAGGCAGGUGGUACUGUUGGUUCAGGUGGAAGCUCUCGUAGGAUGGGUGGACAGCCAGGAUCUGAUCAGUUUUCUAUGAAAAUUCCUAACAAUAAGGUUGGUUUGGUGAUUGGUAAAGGAGGUGAAACGAUUAAAUCUAUGCAAGCGAAGACUGGAGCUCGAAUUCAGGUUAUUCCUUUGCAUUUGCCCCCUGGAGAUCCUUGCACUGAAAGAACUUUGCAGAUUGACGGGACCAACGAUCAGAUUGAACAUGCUAAGCAAUUAGUUAAUGAAAUCAUCAGUGGCGAGAACCGUAUGAGAUCCUCUUCAAUGGGUGGAGGCUAUCCACAACAGGGUUACCAAUCCCGCCCGCCAUCAAGCUGGGCACCACCUGGUCCUCCAGCACAACAACCUGGCUACGGUUACAUGCAACCAGGAGCAUAUCCACCACAGUACGGUCAACAAACUGGCUAUGGUUACCCUCAACAAUCUCAAGCUGGCUACUCCUCGACCUGGGAUCAAUCCGCUGCGCCACCAUCUCAGCAGGGCGCACAAGGUGAGUAUGAUUACUACGGUCAGCAACAGUCACAGCAGCCAAACAGUGGUGGUAGCUCAGCCCCACCAACAGACACCACAGGGUAUGGGGCUUACUACCAACAUGCUUCUGGUUAUGGCCCAGCUGGUCAGGGAUACCAGCAAGACGGGUAUGGAGCUUAUAACGCCUCACAGCAAUACGGUCAAACUGGGUAUGACCAGCAACAAGGUGGUUAUGGCAGCGCUGCUAAUCCGAGCCAAGAGGAAGAUGCAUCUCAAACCGCUCCACCAUCGUCUGCUCAGUCUGGACAAGCUGGAUAUGGUACAACUGGUCAACAGCCAACUCCUCAAGGUAGUACCGGUCAGGCAGCGUAUGGUGCUCCUCCGACUUCUCAGGCUGGUUACAGUAGCCAGCCACCAACAGCUUACAGUUCCGGAUAUGGAGCACCACCACCGGCUGGAAAGCCACCGGCUUAUGCUCAGAACCAGCAGUCUCCGGGUGCACCUGGGAGCUAUGGUGGUCAGUCUGGGUAUCCUCAACCAGCUGCGUCCGGUUAUGGACCACCUCCGAGCUAUGGGUAUGGUCAAGCACAACAGGGAUAUGGGUCUUAUGGAGGAUACCCACCAGCUGCUGCAGGAGGAGGCUACUCUUCUGAUGGGUCUGCUGGAGCUACUGCUGCCACCGGUGGUGGUGGUGGUACGCCGGCUUUGCAGAGUGCUCCACCAGCUGGACCGCCCAAGGCAUCUCCGAAAAGUUGA